AUGGAUGAUAACUCAUACUCGGAGGUUCCUGUAGAAUAUUCCAGAAGGCAGAAGUCGUGUUGCAGAAGGCAGGGGCUGAAGCUGGUGCUCUUGGGGCUGCUGAUGGCUUCCUUCUGCGCCGGACUACUGACUGUCCUCCUCUUGUGGCACUGGGACGCGGUGCAGUCCAUGAAGCAGCUGGAGGAAACGGCUGCCCGCAACGUCUCCCAGCUUUCCCAGGUCUUGGCAAGCCACAAGGACCAGCAGAUGACCCAACAAUCCCAGGCUGCCCAGAUGUUGCAGAAUAUGGAGAAAAUCGUGACUGAGCAGAAGACCCUGAAACACCAGGAAUUUCAGUUCUCGCGGAACCUGGACGGAGUCCAAGAGGAUCUGGUCAAUCUCAAGUCCGCGGCCUUGAACGAGAUGUACAGUGUCUGGAACCGCAUGGAGAAGCUCCAGGAGGAAGUGGAGAAGCUGUGGUUAGAGCUGCAUCUGUCCAACGGCUCCCAGUGCAACACGUGCCCAGAGGACUGGGUCAACUUCGGCCGGAAGUGCUACUACUUCGGCCAGGGCACCCCCAAGAAGUGGCUGCAGGCGCGGAACGCGUGUCGCGCCCUGCAGGGGCAGCUGGUCAGCAUCCACAGCCAGGAGGAGCAGGACUUCCUAACCCAGCAUGGCAGUAAAUUUGGGACCUGGAUCGGCCUCCGGGACCUGGACUUGGAGGGGCAGUUUAUCUGGAUGGACGAGAACCCCUUGAACUAUAACAACUGGGGCCCUGGGGAGCCCAACAACCAGGAGCCCAGCGAGGACUGCGUGGUGAUGGAACACUCGGGGAAGUGGAACGACAUGGACUGCCUUGGCCGGCUGGACAGCUGGGUGUGCGACAGGCUGGCCACCUGCUGA
Sorex fumeus (smoky shrew) is the source of this 882-nucleotide messenger RNA. It is a transcript of the gene FCER2, whose product is annotated as Fc epsilon receptor II. The coding region runs from base 1 to 882 and encodes 293 amino acids. Gene Ontology annotation, molecular function: signaling receptor activity. Lineage: Eukaryota; Metazoa; Chordata; Mammalia; Eulipotyphla; Soricidae. The transcript is spliced from 10 exons. The record is from RefSeq and is a predicted model, not a curated record.